Molecule: messenger RNA, 2365 nt
Organism: Neurospora tetraspora
Lineage: Eukaryota; Fungi; Ascomycota; Sordariomycetes; Sordariales; Sordariaceae
Product: DNA glycosylase
Exons: 1
Coding region: 251-2365 (704 amino acids)
Biological process (GO): base-excision repair; mismatch repair
Cellular component (GO): nucleus
Molecular function (GO): purine-specific mismatch base pair DNA N-glycosylase activity; oxidized purine DNA binding; adenine/guanine mispair binding
Source: RefSeq, a predicted model, not a curated record
UCCAAGGAAAGGGGGUGUAAACAGCGGGAAAUCCGAAGAGAGCGGGGUUAGGGUUAUCUCGGCGGCUGCUGGCUGCUUUUGCAUCUUGGCAAAAUCGCCAAGACGCGGUCUCUUCACCAAAACAACAAACGCGUUUUGGAGAUAUUCGACGUUGGACACUCGCCCACGAUUCAACAACUCCUGGGUAAAAACACAAAAGGGAAUCGGUAUCUGAUACUAAUGGUGUCAAAGUUUUGUUUUGAGCACCAAAAUGGUCGAAACAAGGCGCCGCAGCGCUCGGAUCGCGGACGCAAAGUUUGAUCCCCUGGAGUACCACACUGCGCCAACGAAUGCCGACUCGGACCCAAACCCAGACUCAGACUCCUCCGCCCUUUCGGACAUUGACGAGAGUGAGUUUGACUCUGAUGCCAGACCGAGUAAACGCCGGAAGACUGCGAGCGGACAAGCAUCGCGAGCGGUUAGGAAGACGAGGAGCACGACCGUCAAGACGGUGACGACAAAGACGGUAACGACGAGGACAAAAGCAUCAGCGACUACCACCGCCAGGACCUCCACCUCAAUCACUGCCACUCUCACAACAACAACAAAAGCCAAACCCAAAUCAACAGCAGCCUCAAUCCAGGCCCUCAUCACUCAGCUCUUCGACGGCGCGCUCCCCCAAAAGCACGAACUCCCAUGCCUCCCAUCGAAUCCUCACUCAUUAACCUACCACAACCCCCUCCUUUUCUCCUCCUCCACUGCCCGCACAACCCGCGAUGCCCUCCUCACUUGGUUCGACUCCGUCUCUUCCGACCGGCAAAUGCCCUGGCGAAAACCAUGGAUCGAUACCACCUCCCUUCUCUCCUCCGCCUCCGCUUGUCCCCAAGAUCUGAGGGAAGCUGUGGCCCAGAGGGCCUACGAGGUGUUACUUUCCGAAACCAUGUUACAGCAGACUCGAGUGUCAACCGUCAUCCCGUACUACAACAAAUGGCUAGCCGCCCUGCCGACCAUGCAGUCCCUAGCAGCCGCCCAACCAGAGGAAGUCCUCUCCCUCUGGAAGGGCCUCGGCUAUUACUCGCGCGCCACCCGUCUUCAUUCGCUCGCUCAGCUGGUUUGUCCGCCUUGCUCGCAAGGCGGUUACGACGGGCUGCUCCCGCACACGGUAGCAAAACUGAUGCAACUUCCGGGAGUGGGGCGGUACACAGCCGGCGCCGUUGCGUCCAUUGUGUACGGCCGGGCGGAGCCGAUGGUCGAUGGGAACGUUAUCAGGGUGCUGGCGAGGCAGUUGGGGAUUAGAGGGGAUGUGAAGAGUAAGAAGGUACUGGAGGUUGUGUGGGAGGCUGCUAAGCACCUCGUUGAGGCUGCUGCUUGGGACGGGACCGAUGCUACUGACGAGGAGCGGAAGGGAAAGGAACCCCAGGUUAGCGAUAGGCCAGGCAGAUGGGGCCAGGGGUUGAUGGAACUUGGAGCUACCGUUUGUCUUCCAGGGCCGGCGAAGCCCAAGUGUGGAUUGUGUCCCAUCAAGGAGACUUGCAGGGCUUAUCAAGAGGGGGUGGAGAUUGCUACCCAGAAGGGACUGCUUCCGGGGAGGAAAGUGACGGAGACAAAGAAGGGAAUGGGAGCUGGGGAGAUGGUGGACAUUGAAGAUUCAUGCACUCUCUGUCCACCACCCGAAGCCGAAGAUCUUGAAAAGUCUGCAGCGGAGGAUAAACCUGACGAGAAGAAGGGGAAAAAGAAAGGCGGUGUGUCCGCGUUCUUUGACAAGUUCAAAGGCCCUGGCACUCACCGCAAGAAAGAGGUGGAAGAUGACUCCGACUCAACGGGGCCAUCCUUGGCCGCCAUGGAAGUCAUCACCUCUCACUGCUCCAAAUAUCCAUACACAAAGCCGAAGACGAAGAAGCUGCGCGAGGAAGAGUGUCUUGUGGUAUCAAUCCGCCGCCAGUCCGACGGGUGCUACCUGAUUCACAAGCGGCCGGCUAAGGGUCUUCUGGCUGGCAUGUGGGAACUUCCCAGCCAUACCUUGCCUGCUGAUUCGACAUGGAACGAUGAGCCUAGUACGAAGAAAAUGAAUAAGGUGCGGAUGGUUUUGAAGGAGGUGUUGAAGGAGAUGGGAGUGAGACAGUGGAGGGUGAGGUACUGGGAAAAGGAAGACGAAGAAUUGGGGACGGUGCCGUGGACGUUUUCGCAUUUCAAGUUGAUGAUGCAUGUUUGGGCCGUUGACUUGGUGGAGGGGGGCGAUGUCGGGGGUGAGAGAGGGGGGGGUGAUGCGAAGAUGAAGCGGUGGGCCACGGUAGAGGAGAUCGAGGGUGAAAACAUGGGGACGGGGAUGAAGAAGUGUUGGGAAUUGGUGAAGGGGAGUAGAGACUUGGCCGGGGGUUCAGGAUAG